Molecule: messenger RNA, 8451 nt
Organism: Lepidothrix coronata (blue-crowned manakin)
Lineage: Eukaryota; Metazoa; Chordata; Aves; Passeriformes; Pipridae
Gene: MKI67
Product: marker of proliferation Ki-67
Exons: 16
Coding region: 205-7848 (2547 amino acids)
Biological process (GO): regulation of chromosome segregation; regulation of mitotic nuclear division
Cellular component (GO): chromosome; nucleus
Molecular function (GO): protein binding; DNA binding
Source: RefSeq, a predicted model, not a curated record
CCCCUUCCACCAAUCAGAGGCCACCGCGCUCCUUUUCAAAAUCUCAACCGUCAUCAGCUGGGUUCGUUUCUCCUUCCGCUCGUCGGGCACCGGGCAAAGCUAAAAGAGUCCGGGGGCCCGGUGCCGCCUGUCGCGGACGGGCGGGCUCGGGGCGGUCUCUCAGCCACGGCGGCCGCCGGCAGGUAAGGUUCCCUACAUUCCAAGAUGCCGCGCUACGGGAAAAUUAUUGUCAUUAAAAGGAAUGGGACCGAUGGAAUUGUUUUUCCACUCACCUCGACUUCUUGUUUAUUCGGAAGGAAAACAGAGUGUGACAUCCGCAUGCGACUGCCCUGGGUCUCCAACGAGCACUGUAAAAUUGAAAUAAAUGAGAACAAGGAGGCAGUACUGACUAAUUUGAGCGCAGUAAACCCCACACAGCUGAAUGGGGUUUGCUUUGAGCAGCCUGUUCCUCUGAAGCACGGGGAUGUCUUAACUAUUAUCGAUCGUUCUUUCAGAUUUGAAUAUCCUCUCCAGUCAACUCCGAAGAAGAGGCGUUCCAGGUCUCCAAAAGAUGAAACUCUGCAGGUUCUUCAUGUUCAGCAGGUGGCAGAAGUGGAAUUAUUACACAAACAAACUUCAGGAUCUAAAAGUCUUGGUGCUUCAGAUAAUGCUGAAUGUGAAGAAAAAAUUGCCAAUGAAAAUAAACCAAUCACAGAGGAAAAUGUAUCCAAAGCUUUACCUGUCAAACCAAAAACACCCAAACGUUCACACAGAAUACACCAAGUUAUUAAAAAGCAAAAUGAGAUGUCUCCCUUUACUAAUCUCUAUGAAAAGCUGAAACGUGAGAUGCAAACGAAAAAAUCUCUGCAGAAGGGAAAUGACUCCCAACAAGCUGCAAGAGAAGGUGGGGAGAGUGUUGUGCCAGAGCCAAGUGCUCAGAUUUCAUCCCCAGGUUGUGAUCUGGGCAGCCUGAAUAAAGGAAAAGAAAGAGGCAGAAGUGGAAAUAUGGAAGAAUGUGUAAUUGUAAGAAGUGAAGUGAACCACUCAGGGUUUCAGCAGCUGGCAGCUGGAGGAAGUGCUCCCAGGAGGAGUUUUCCCAGAAGUCUUCAAAAUUCUCUUUCGCAGGAGGUAUCGAGAGAUACCAGUCAGAGUCACUUGCAGAAUCCUGAGGAACUGAGUACACCAGUCACAUCUAAAGGUGCCAAGGUUACUCCCAGCAAGGAGAGUGGUGAGAAUUCCCUGUUUUCACUGCAGCAGUGCUCCAUAGAACGCUUGGAUUCUUCAGUUAGGGAAAAAAUACACAUCUCUACGACUCACACACCAAAGGUUUCUGAAGCAGAUAAACAUGUGCUGUCCACACCAAGGCCCAGGAGGAAGAGCCCUCGGUCUCCUUUUGUGUCUCCUUCCAAGGAAAUCACUGGAAUGAAUCCUGUGAAUGCUAAUACUCCAACCACGCGCUGGCGUGUGUCACUGAAACCCAAGUGUCUGUCAGAAAUUCCAGCUGAAACUCCAAGGGAAGGUUCAGGCAUCACACAACUGCCUUUCCCAGAAAACAAAUCCAUGAAGCAAAGACGAAAUAGCAAGGGACGCCCAUCAGGAACACCUGCACAAGAAGUGCUGAAGGAAAUCAGUGAUCAGGCAAACUUUAACUCAGAGGUGGGACUUUCUGAAAGUCCUUCUUCUUUCUCCAAUUCCAAGAGUCCUAGAAGAAAUAGCAGGCAAAGUAAAGAAUUCUUAGACAAAAGUGUCCAUACAGAGACACUGGCUUCGGAAGAGUUAAUGGCAUCUCCUGCUGGUCAGACACCUGGCUCUGGGAGGAAAAGGGGAAGGCCAAGGAGCUCUGAGAGGAAAAGGGGAAGGCCAAGGAGCUCUGAGAGGAAAAGGGGAAGGCCAAGGAGCUCUGAGAGGAAAAGGGGAAGGCCAAGGAGCUCUGGAAUGCUGACUGAAACAGCACUGGAGACAAAUACUGUGCAAGAGCAUCCUGGUAAGACUAGAGACAGAAAAGAGAGUGGCACUCCAGCAGAGCUGGCCAUGGAGGGGCAUCACCAGAAACAAGACUUGGAAGAUGCUGGUGAUAUCAGACCACGUGGGCUGUCAGCAAAGAGAGGUUCUGGAAGUGCUCCUAUGCUGGAAGACAACAAGGCUGUCCCAGAAACAAAUACUUCUGGCCUGUUGGGUGGAGAAGACUCAGGCAAGACAAAAAGGUUGUCUCAGAAGAGGAAAAGUGAUGAUUUGCUCCUUCAGACUUCAGGGAAAAGAAAGAGAGUGUCUUUUGGUGGCCAUCUGAGUCCAGAACUUUUUGAUAAAAGUUUGCCUCCCAACUCUCCCCUUAAAAGAGGAGCUCUUCCUGCCAGGCUGAGCUUGCCCUAUGGAACCUCACCUCGUGCUGUGCUGAAAAAGGCUCAGGGAUUGAAGCUCUUCACAGACCAGGAAGAACAAAUGUCACAAAGAAGUUUGCCAGCCCAGAAGUCCCCAGCUGCCUCCUCCCCUUCCUCAGGGAAGGCAGCACCUCAAGUUCCUUCAGGCUCUCCAGCCCCUUACAGAAAAGGGCGUUUCUCCAUUUCCCAACUCCCAGUGCCGCUCCCAAUCCCAGAGGAGAAGGAUUCUGGUGCACAGGACCUGAAUGCAAGGGAGAAAAGUGGUGUGAGAGUGAAAACACCUCAGUCUUCCCCCAUUAACCAAGAUGACAAAACCUUUGCAUCAGCUACACCUGCCAAACUAACCAGAAGUGCCCAAGUGGGUUUGAAGGGCACUUCCACGAAGAGAAGGAGCGGGGCUGUGGGAGUUCUCCAUGCAAAGAGAAGUGGUGCCUCCAGUGCUAAUUUAUUAGUUGCAAAAUCUUGGGCAGAAGUGGUAAAAUUGGGUGUUGCAAGACCACAGACAAAGACUUCUAAGAAAAGUGUCCGAAGAGGAAGACCCCCAAAGAGGAUAAACCAGCCACCAAAGACUCCAGAGAGGAAAAUAAAAGGUCACUUCAGCACAGGUCAUGCUGAGUCACCUGCUACAAUAGUUGUAGGUAGAGCUUACUCCACCACACUCAGAUCAGCUGGACGCGUCCCUAAAGUGGUAAAAAAUCCCGUCCUGAAGCUCAACAUGAAUAUGGAUGAAAGCUUCACAGGAGUGCCUGAAAUGUUUCAAACUCCGGAAAAUAAGAGUGAAAAAACAUUACCUUUGGCUGCUGCUCAGAGUGCUGAUUUUACACCAACCUGUGCUGCAGGGGACAUUUCUGACUUGCACACCCCUGAAGAAUCUGGAGAGAUGAUGGUGUCACCCUUAAAUAAUUCAGAUGCUUCAGAACAGAAACAAGAGAGUCCAGGCAUUUGUCACUUGCUGAGAGAGAAGUCAUCUCUAAGCUCUGUGUUUGAUGAAAUAUCCACAAAAACUCCUGAAAAAAGAAAAUCUGUGCAAGAAGAUAAUAUUAAUGUGGAUAGUUUAUCAAUCAUUCCAGAAAGACAAGCAUCUCUGGUGAAAUCAGGAAGGAAAAGAAGCACUCCAAAGCAGAAGUUGGAGCCAGUUGAGGUCAUGUCAGACAUCAAGCAGCUUUUAAGGACCCCAGAGAAAGGGUCAGAGGCAGUAGAGUUCUUUUCUGGCAUCAAGCAGCUCUUGAAGACCCCAAAGCAGAACACAGAGCCUGCAGAGGCUUUGUCAGGCAUCAGGCAGCUCAUGAGGACCCCAAAAGAGAAAUUGGAGCCUGCAGAGGCUUUGUCAGGUAUCAGGCGGCUCAUGAGGACCCCGAAGCAGGAAUUGGAGCCUGCAGAGGCUUUGUCAGGCAUCAGGCAGCUCAUGAGGACCCCAAAAGAGAAAUUGGAGCCUGCAGAGGCUUUGUCAGGCAUCAAGCAGCUCAUGAAGACCCCAAAACAGAAAUUGGAGCCUGCAGAGGCUUUGUCAGGCAUCAAGCGGCUCAUGAGGACCCCAAAACAGAAAUUGGAGCCUGCAGAGGCUUUGUCAGGCAUCAAGCGGCUCAUGAGGACCCCAAAACAGAACACAGAGCCUGCAGAGGCUUUGUCAGGCAUCAGGCAGCUCAUGAGGACCCCAAAAGAGAAAUUGGAGCCUGCAGAGGCUUUGUCAGGUAUCAGGCGGCUCAUGAGGACCCCGAAGCAGGAAUUGGAGCCUGCAGAGGCUUUGUCAGGCAUCAGGCAGCUCAUGAGGACCCCAAAAGAGAAAUUGGAGCCUGCAGAGGCUUUGUCAGGCAUCAAGGAACUGCUGAGGACCCCGCGGCGGAAGCCAGAACCAGUGGAGGACCUGUCUGGCAUUAGGCAGCUCAUGAGGACCCCACAGCAAGAGCCAGAACCAGUUACAGAUGAAAUUGCCCUUAAAAGGUUGCUGAAGACUCCAGUACAGAAGAGGGGAGCAGUAAAAGGCAGGGCAGGUGUUACUUCAGUCCAGAAAACCCCAAAACAGAAAUACCCAGCAGUUGAAGACAUGAUUGGGAUCAGCCGCAUUUUCAAGACACCAAAGGAAAAGGUUCAACCCAUAGAAAACAUGUUUGGUAUCAGCAGAUUGGUGAAGUCUCCCAGACAGAAGAAUCAACCAGUUGAGGAUUUUGUGGGGCUGCAAAGGCUCAUGGCAGAGCCCAGGCAGAAACCUUCUGAUGGUGAAGUGGACUAUGCUGGAAUGACAGAAAUGUUUGAUACACCAGAGGAAAUGGAGGUCAGAUCAGUAAUGGAUUCUCAGCAAGAUUCUGCACCUCCUUGUUGUAAUUCCAGUCAGAAAUGUGAAAAUAAAGGAAAUACUUCCCAAGGUGAAGAUUCUCCACAAAAGGAAUCAAAUAGUGCAGGCCAGUCUCCCCAGAGACGAAGAAGGGGCAGGCCAAGGAAGACUGUCCAUCCUGCUGCGGCAAAGCAGAGUGAAAAGGAUGUGAAUUUAAAAGAAUUGCAAAGUCUGGAUACCUCCAGCACCCAAGAGGAGAUGGGAGCAAUCACACCUGAAAACAAAGGAAGAGGAAGGAGAACAAAGCGUUGCCUACAAGAAGUUGUUUCAAAGCACCCUGAUCAGGAACCACAUGGAGCUACUCAAAGACCAGGAAGAGGUAAAAGGAGAGAACUGAAGGAGUUGAAACAUCCAAGUGAGACUCUUGAGUCUUGUGUUGAAGGUUCUUCAGUGCUACCAGAAGAGCCUGCAAAUAUGAAACAGCCUUUACAGGAGUGUGGGGUCGAUGACAUGUUAGAAAGUGGAGAUGAUCCAGCCAAAAAGACAGGAUCUGGUAGCAUUCAGAAGGAAAAUUGUCAGCUGCAAACAGAUGUAAAUAAAUCUGAUAGCAAAUCUAAUGACAGUGGUAUAGAAGACAGUGAAGAAGUGCUUCUGUCACCCAGGAAGAGGACCAGAGGAGUAGAAAACACAGAACCACCAAUUCCACCUAAAAGAGGACGAAGGGCUCGAAAUGACCAAGUUAAACAAGAUCCUUCAGCAGAACUUCAUGGAACAACAAGGAGGCUUCGUAAAGACCCACCAGCAAAGGUCCUACAAAGAGAUGAACAGACUUUUGACAAGGAUCCUGAGGCUGUCACAGCAGAAGAACCUGAAAAGGGGACAGAACUUGAAGUACAGGUAACAGAGAAAAGAGUUAGGUCUUUAAGAAGUACUAGAAACAGAAAGCACUCAGCUGAAGGAAAAGCAGACACUUGUGGGGUCACACAGAACAUUCAGAAAACUGAGGAAACAUCAAAUCAAACUGAAGCACAACCACACAUCAAGAAUGAGAUGGAAGUAUCUCAGGGAUAUGAAACAGAAAAUGCUCAGGAAAUUACAACAGAGGCAUCUCAAAGAUUAAAGGCAGAGUCACCAUGUGGGGAGACAAACAAACUGCCAGUCACUGCUGUGAACUUGGAAGCAAACAGAAGGGCAGCACAGGAAACAAACGGGACGAGGAGCAGGAGAGGCAAAAAAGACUCUUGGGAGCAAAAAACUGAGGAAUUUACUGAAGAUGGGAGCAACCUAAAACUAAUUCCUUCUAAGUUUAGGUCAGACACAGAAGCAGAUGAAUCUCUAAAAGAUUCUUUGGGCUCUGUUUGUGUCAAGAACACAUCCCAAGUCACAAAGGACCAGAACAGCCCAGCUGCCAUGUCAGUACCUGCUGCAAACAGUGACAGUCUUGCUCCUGGCCAUCAAAAACAGGCAAGAAACCAACAGGGAAUACUUAAAGCAAAGCAAACUGAAAUCCUACAGGAGAAUCCAGCACAAAGAAACAGAGCAGUGUUUAGAAGAGGUAAAAAAGUUAAUUUUGAACUUGGAGAAGGCAGUUCCAAAGAGGUUGAAAUAAAAAGCAGUUUACCAGGGGAUGCUGAAGGAAUGACUGACAACAGUCAACAUGAGAAUUUGGAAAAUCCUUCACGAGUGAGGAGGGGCAGAAGAAAGCAAGUUUAUUCCAUUCCACAAACAGCCAGUCCUACCUUUAUGGAAAAACAAACAUUAACUGCAGAUCACAGUGAAGAUGAGGCUUUUGUGAAGGAGCAAGAUGCAGCUCUGGAAGGUGCUCCCUGUUCAGUAGAAGCCAAUCCACCGAGACGAGGGAGAAGGCAAGAGGUUGGUGCAGCAUCACAGACAUCGAGAUCUCCUUCUGUCAGAACGAGACGUGGGUUGCUGGAAGGAGGUGAUAAAAAGAUGACUGUGAGGGAAGAUGAAAAUCCAGCUUUGGGAAAUAAAACUUCUCAGGUAAAAGCAAAUGCAUCAGCAAGGGACAGAAGGAAGAAGAUUGAUCUUGCAGCAGAGGCAAAAAGUUCAGCUCCUCUCCAGAGAAAAUGUGGUUUGUCAGAGACUGAUGCUAAAGAUGGGGGAGCUAAUGAAGAACAAAGUGUGUCUUUGGAAACAGUGUCCUGUGCAGAAGAGAAACCAUUAGGAAGGGGCAGGAGGAAAGAAACUGCACUGGCAUCACACACAACAAAUCCUAUUCCUCUUAGAGGGAAACGUGGUUUGCCAGCAGAUAAUGGUAGGGAAGACACACCCAAAAUAGAGCAAAACAUUCCCUUAAAAACUGAUGAUUCAUCUGUAAAAGAAAAUCAACUGAGAAAAAGCAGGAGGAAAGAAAUUGCCCUCAAAGAAGCCACAAGCCCUAAUCAGGGGGAACAGGUCCCAUCAAAACUAAGUGGUAGGAAGAAUAACUAUAGGGAAGCAAAAAAAGUGAGUUUGGAGAAUUCUUCCCAAGAAAACAGGGAUCUUUCAAAAGAGAACUCGAGGCAAACAAGCGCUUCAGUGGCUGGUAGUUCCACCUCACUUCAAGGUUUGCCAGAAGAUAGUAAGGAUGGAGCUCCUGAGGAACAGGAGAGCAAACUUUUGGAAGGAGCUUCACCUGCAAAAGAAAAUCUAUCAAGAGUGAGCAGAAAGAAAACAACUUCUUCCACAUCUGAAGAAACAACUUCUACUUCUCUCAGGGAAAAGCCCAGCCUGCCCAAAGGCAGAGGGCAAAAGAGGAUUCUUAAAGAAGCUGAAGCUACACCUCCAGAAAAUAAUUCAUGCCAGGGAAGAACAAGGCAAGUGAGGAAUAACAGGAGGGCGGUACAAUUCACAUCAGAGGCAGCUACUUCUACUUCUCUCCAUGAAAACAGUGAGUCGCCUGAAAAUGGAAAUGCUCUGGAAACUGAGAAUUUGUGUGUGACAUCCACUGGUUGUGAGGGCAGGAAUCAGUCUGGAAAAGGAAAGGAGGGGAACCCUGUGCCACAGGUAAUGUCCACUUCUCGCAGAAGGAAGUGUCAGCUGCCAGCAGAUGAUUCAGCACCCAAAAAACUAAAAUCAGGGAAUGCUGAAAAUGGAUCGCUGGGAAAAGGAAAAAGGAACAAAACUAAGGAAGAACUUGGGAAAGAGAAUGUGAGGGCAGCUCAGACCUCUGGAGUCAUGGACAGGAAGACAAGAUCCAGCACAAGAACAAGGAAAUAGUUUUAAGAGUCCCAGAACCAGUUUUUAAAUCAAUUCAGUCAUUCAAAUUCCAGGUUUUUUUUUUUCAAUGUGAAUUGAUUUGCACUCAGAUUUUAAGCUCAGAUUUUGAUAAUUCAGUCAUUCCUUUAUAAAAUGUGUUUCUUACUGUGUUUUUUUAACAGCUUUUUCUAUGUGUGGUGGUUCCUGAACCAGGGGUGCUUGUGCAAAGCUGCAAACAUAAAAAUACAUCUUGUUAGACCAGUAUUUAUCCAAUUUUUCUAUUAAUUAGUACAGCAAUCAGGAAGCCAUAUUACUGCCAGGUGAAGCUAUUUUCUGCUUGAAUUUUCAUAUGCUUAAGUUUUAUUUUUCAUUAGAGCUCUGUAAAUAUUCUUUAAAAAAACUAUAGGUGUAUUAGAACUAUUAUACUGAAAUUUUGAUAAUUUUUUUCUUUAAAAAUUAAGGUUUUUUUACUGAAAAGUGGAGAUUUGCAAGUCAUUAAACUUGUAAACAAUUUGGGACUUGUGUGUUUGGUGUUCCUAUGAGUAGUUAAGAAUGUAUAAUUACUACUGUCUUCUCUCAGGUUUAUUUCAAAAAUUCCUUCUCUCUGGUGUGGUUUGGAGAUGG